UCCAGCCCCGCCCCUCGCCGAGCCGAGCCGGAGCCCCGCCGGAGCCCCGCUGGAGCCUGGCCUCAGCCCCAGCCAGAGCCCGCACGGAGCCGGAACGGCGGACCCCGCGUCCCGGCGGCGCCGGAGCCCCGGCCGGUGAAGGCAAGGUCCCUGAACUGGUCAGACACUGCCUGUGGGCCUGAUAGAGUCAAGAGGAGGCCCCAUCAUGCCCCUCAGUGAGGCCUGCAACCUGAGCAGAUAGUAUGGCCUGCCACUGGAGGUGAACACCAUGGCUACAGGCAGUGGCCGGGCCUUUGCUUGGCAGGUGUUCCCACCCAUGCCUACCUGCCGGGUGUAUGGCACAGUGGCAUACCAGGAUGGGCACCUGCUAGUGUUGGGGGGCUGUGGCCGGGCCGGACUGCCCCUGGACACUGCUGAGACCCUGGACAUGGCCUCACAUACAUGGCUUGCACUGGCCCCCCUGCCCACUGCCCGGGCUGGUGCAGCUGCUGUGGUGCUGGGCAAGCAGGUGCUAGUGGUGGGUGGUGUGGAUGAGGGCCAGAGUCCUGUAGCUGCCGUGGAGGCUUUCCUGGCUGACGAGGGCCGCUGGGAGCGUCGGGCCACCCUCCCUCAGGCAGCCAUGGGGGUUGCAACUGUGGAGAGAGAUGGUAUGGUGUAUGCUCUGGGGGGAAUGGGCCCAGACACGGCUCCCCAGGCCCAAGUUCGGGUAUAUGAGCCCCGGCGGGACUGCUGGCUUUCGCUCCCCUCCAUGCCCACACCCUGCUACGGGGCUUCUACCUUCCUGCACGGGAACAAGAUCUAUGUCCUGGGGGGCCGCCAGGGAAAGCUCCCAGUGACUGCUUUUGAGGCCUUUGAUCUGGAGGCCUGUACCUGGACCCGGCACCCAAGCCUGCCCAGCCGCCGGGCCUUUGCUGGUUGUGCCAUGGCAGAAGGCAACGUCUUCAGCCUGGGUGGCCUGCAGCAACCCGGGCCCCACAAUUUCUACUCCCGCCCACACUUUGUCAACACUGUGGAGAUGUUCGACCUGGAACAUGGGUCCUGGACCAAGCUGCCCCGCAGCCUGCGUAUGAGGGAUAAGAGGGCCGACUUUGUAGUUGGCUCCCUUGGGGGCCACAUCAUGGCCAUUGGGGGCCUUGGCAACCAGCCAUGCCCUCUGGGCUCUGUGGAGGGCUUCAGCCUAGCACGGCGGCGCUGGGAGGCCCUGCCGGCCAUGCCCACAGCCCGCUGCUCCUGUUCUAGUCUGCAGGCUGGGCCCCGGCUGUUUGUCAUUGGGGGUGUGGCCCAAGGUCCCAGCCAAGCUGUGGAGGCGCUGUGUCUGCGUGAUGGGGUCUGAAUGCCUGACGGGGAUGUGGCAGCUGGAGCAGCGCAGUGCCCCCUGGCACAGGUCCGUGGCUCCUUUUGCUGCUGAAGAAGCUCAUUGUGGCUCUGUGGAUGCGGGAGGCCCAAGGUCAGGUACAAAGGGUGAGGGCACUUUGUCUUUAGUGCAGGACACAUAUGCUUAUACCCACCUUUAUCCCCAUUCAUUCAUGGACCAUGCCUAGCUCCACACUUGCUCUGGAACUACUGGGCCCUCUGUCCAACUGGGAAGUGGGAGGAUGGAAGAGCUGGCCUCAGGCCCCACAGGAUUAGUGCCUACCUGGAGUUGACCAGUCUCACCCCAGUGGCUGUUCCUGAAAAAUCCUAGCUGUCAGCCUACCUUGAGGGCCUCUGUGGCCCCAGGAGAGUUCAGGGAGGUCAGAGGACACAGAGGGUGUGGAGGAGUAGAUGUAGGAACCUCCAGAGGACCAGAGGAAUAGUGGCUUUGGGCCCUUUACACUAUUGACUGUGUGACCUUGAGCAAGUCAUUUCACCUCUCUGUGCCUCAGCAUCCUCAUCUGUAAAUGGGGAUCUCUGAAACCUUCCUGCCCUACCUACCUCACAGGGCUGUUGUGAGGACCCAGGAAGUUCAGAUGUGAAAGUAAAAGUGCUGCUAAAAUCUGG
Mustela lutreola (European mink) is the source of this 1980-nucleotide messenger RNA. It is a transcript of the gene KLHDC8B, whose product is annotated as kelch domain containing 8B. The transcript is spliced from 6 exons. The record is from RefSeq and is a predicted model, not a curated record. Gene Ontology annotation, molecular function: protein binding. The coding region runs from base 269 to 1333 and encodes 354 amino acids. NCBI's taxonomy places the organism in Eukaryota, Metazoa, Chordata, Mammalia, Carnivora, Mustelidae.